This is a messenger RNA of Saccoglossus kowalevskii, 677 nucleotides long. RefSeq names its product alanine--glyoxylate aminotransferase 2, mitochondrial-like. Gene Ontology annotation, cellular component: mitochondrion. Lineage: Eukaryota; Metazoa; Hemichordata; Enteropneusta; Harrimaniidae. Gene Ontology annotation, molecular function: L-alanine:glyoxylate transaminase activity; pyridoxal phosphate binding. Gene Ontology annotation, biological process: glyoxylate catabolic process. The record is from RefSeq and is a predicted model, not a curated record.
CAUGAUAACAUGAGAAAAUAUUCAAUUUUGGAAAUUCAUUUGCAGAUGCAAUCAAAUUUUGUUUAUUCUAGGAUUAUUCAAUGUUCUGAUAAAAAAAAAUGUUUUUUACUCAAUGCCCGGGCAGUGAAAUUUCCAUACUCACAUCAGGUGUAGGUAACUCUGAUGAUCUUUUGGCAACCCGUGUAGCUAACUGCCAAUCUUUUGUAUGUUCUCAUCUUCUCUCCUCCAAUAUAGAAGAGUGGUAGCGGCAUUAGACAAACAGAUGAGGACACUGUGGCAUACUAGUAAUAUCUAUUUACAUCCCGGGAUCCAUGAAUAUGCCACCAAGCUAACUGAUAAACUACCAGGAGAUCUGAAGGUUGCAUACAUCGUGAACAGUGGAUCAGAAGCGAAUGAUUUGGCAAUGUUGAUGGCAAGACUCUACACGGGGAACUAUGACAUCAUAUCUUUAAGGAGUGCCUAUCAUGGUGGAAGUCCUUACCUACAAGGUUUAACAGCAAUAUCUACAUGGAAUUAUAAAUUUCCAAGAGGAUUUGGUAUUCAUAACACUAUGAAUCCAGAUGUCUUCAGAGGACCAUAUGGUGGACAUAAAUGCAGAGACACACCAAAUGAUGUAAGCUAUGAGUCUAGGAAUCAAGAAUAAGCUCAUAGAUAUUGAGAAACAAUUGUGAAAUUUA